Messenger RNA from Paramecium primaurelia, 1562 nucleotides. The record is from the annotation of a GenBank genome assembly. Lineage: Eukaryota; Ciliophora; Oligohymenophorea; Peniculida; Parameciidae.
AGUUAAUCAAACAAUCAUGUAAAGAAAAAUAGAAUGCUAUAAUAAAGGACUGUUUACUUCAAUGGGUCAAUUUGAACUUAAACAAAGAUCUAAUGGUAAGACUAGUUUAGGAACUGGAUCUUUUGGAACUGUUAAUUUGGUUUAACAUGUUAAAUCAUCAGCACUUUAUGCAAUAAAAUCAAUUUAACAAAGCAAUAUCUAAACUCCAUAUGAAUAGGAAGGAGUGGAAAGAGAAAUAAAAGUACAUUUAAAGUGUCAUCAUCCAAAUAUAAUAAAUUUGUAUGAUAGUUUCAUUGAACAUGGAAACGUAUAUAUGGUAUUAGAGUAUGCUGAAAAUGGAAACUUAUAUAAUUAUGUGCAAAGGAAGAAGAGAUUAGAUGAAAAAGAAGCCUGUAAGUAUUUUAUACAAACUUGCAAAGCAUUACAAUAUUUGCAUGAAUUAAAUGUAUUCCAUAGAGAUAUAAAAGUAAUCAAUAAUAUAAAUAUAUUUAGCCUGAAAAUUUAUUAUUGGAUAGUAAUAACGAUAUUAAAUUAUGUGAUUUUGGAUGGUGUGCAGAGAAUAUUCAUCUUAAAAGAAAGACAUUUUGUGGAACCUAUGAGUAUAUGGCACCAGAAAUUGUCUCUGAUUUACCUUAUGAUUAUAAAAUUGAUAUAUGGUCAGUUGGAGUAUUACUAUAUGAAUUAUUGCAUGGAUAUGCUCCAUUUAAAGGAAAAGAAUAUAAAGAAAUAGCUGUUAAUAUAAAGAGUGGUUUAAUACGUUAUUCUAGUUCUAUAAAUUCAGAUGCCUAAGAACUUAUUAAGAACAUCUUAUAAAAAGAUCCAUCAUAGAGAUUAUCCUUUAAAGAUAUUUAUUAAUCCCCAUUUGUUUAGAGAUGCUAUCCUUAAUAAGGAUGUAAUAAUAUUAUAUAAUAAUUGUAAUAGAACUUAAGAUAUCUUUAUCUCCAAGGUCAAGUUUUUCAGUUGAUUAAAAUUCAAUAUAAAAAUAUCAAUCCCCUUUAAUAAGUCACAAAUAAUAACCUAUAGGUAGAUUAAAUUAAACUAAUGGGAAUAAUUUGAAUAAUUCUUCAUCAUUGAGUAUUAAAUCUCCUAAUAUAUCAAAAACAAGAGUAGAUUCAAAAAAACAAUCUAAUAAUAUAUUUGAUGAUAUAAAAAAGAAGAUUAUUUAUGAUUAAACUAGUCCUUUAAGAGAUGCCACUAAUAUGCAUAAACGAAAUUAGGCUAGUUUAACUAAUUUAAUCAAGAAUUCCAAUACUAAAAUUACUUAAAUAAAAAGUCCACAACCAAAAAAGAUUUAAUUGAGUAAAUAUUGUUCAAAAUCAAAAAAUUUUGAUGAAAAUGGAACUGUCAAACUAUUAGAUUAGUUUAAAUCUAUGCCAUCUUUUACAAUUGAAGAUUAAUAACAUACUUUUGAAGAAGAAAAUAGAUUAAAUUUAAAAACAGAUAGAGUUAUUAAAGGAUAAACUCAAUAAUGUAUAAGUAGAUUCAAAAAAGAAUCACAUUAAUCUUAAGAUUUAGAUAAGAUACUAAAAAUGUAUCUUAGUAUGUGUAGCAGUAGACAAUGA